Molecule: messenger RNA, 789 nt
Organism: Naegleria fowleri
Lineage: Eukaryota; Heterolobosea; Eutetramitea; Acrasida; Naegleriidae
Exons: 1
Coding region: 1-789 (262 amino acids)
Cellular component (GO): cytosol
Source: RefSeq, a predicted model, not a curated record
AUGCUUCUUCGUCUCUGUAUUUUAGAUAUUUCCGAUCACAAGACCCUCUUUGAAGAUGAAUUAUUCAAGAAAUACAUGUUCCAAGAAUCUUUCUCUCAGUGUACAUCGUUUCAUGUGGCACAAAACAAGUGGCCAGGAGAUUCCGAUGAUGAUGCUAAUGAAAAUUCCAAUCGUACGAUCACAGAAUAUUUAUUGAAACAUUUUGAUGCCAUUUUAAUUACAGGAAGUGAAGAUUGUUGCAUGGAUGAUUCCUUAUGCUAUAUCAAAAAAUUAUGUAAUUUAAUUAGAAAUUUAGUGGAUAUUAAUUUCCCAAUUUUAGGAAUUUGUUUCGGUGCUCAAGUGAUUAUUCGAGCAUUGUUUGGAAACAAUAGCGUUGCUCAUUUAAAGGAUCUUGGAAAGGAACCAGAAUUUGGAUAUAUUGCAUUAGAGCUAACAAAAGAAGGAAAAGAAUGUGGGUUAUUUGAUGGUAUUGAACAAGUGCAAGAAGGAGUUGGUUUUUAUUCAUCAUCUUCCCAUUCAGAUGCAUUUCUUUUAACAGACGACAACACUCAAGUUGAAAGGAUCAUCAAAUCUCGACAUUGGGAAAAUCAAGGUUAUAAAGUAAAGAACAAGAUGUGUUUUGGACUUCAAUUUCAUCCAGAGAUGGAUGCACAUACUUCAAAUGAAAUAUUUAAGAAUGUCACAACAAUACCUAUCAAGUAUGAUGACAAUGUACAUGAACCUGAUAUGACUUUUGGAGUGAAAAUUGCGAAAAACUUUGCUAACAUGGUAUUGCAAAAAAUCAAUUGA